AGACAGGGCGGCGCCUGACUCUCGUCUUUUUCGACGCCGACGUCGUUUCGCGUCUCACUCCCAAAAAUUCAGAACGGCGCUCGACACCGUCCCCAUCGCACCCCCGUUUCCGUAAGACCCUCAUUCGCGAUCGCGUUCUCGGUCACGCAACAUGCGACUUUCGUACACCUCAAAAUGUAGAUUUUCCGACAAAAAUAUUUAUAAGUUUAAUUUUAAGUGUAAAUAGUCCAAAGCUGAGUGAGAAAAAUUAUUGUUACGAAAAUGGCCAUGAGAUUUUGGUUUAACAAUUCCAGCAUCGCAGCAUCAACAGAUAAUUUGACAGAUUAUGAUGUUUUACCUGAACACUAUAUGCUUCUGCAAGAUGACAUUGAUCAAUAUUUUAGCAAAUUAAAUGUAUCGAACAUCACAUUCACAGACUUUCCUGUUUACGUACAGCAUCAGUUGAACUGUAGCUUAUUUGGCAACGUUUCGAACUUGACAUGUUCAACAGGCUUCAGCGGUGGUAACACGUACAGAAACUAUUGGGCUUUAGUGUUAUUGAUAGUACCGAUAUUAACACUGUUUGGUAAUGUGCUAGUUAUACUGAGUGUUUAUAGAGAACGAACUUUGCAGACUGCCACAAACUAUUUUAUUGUUAGCUUAGCGUUAGCCGAUCUUCUAGUUGCUGUUGUUGUUAUGCCUUUUGCUGUUUAUGUUUUGGUGAACGGAACAUGGGCUUUGCCAGGCGUCGUCUGUGACUUUUACAUAGCGAUGGAUGUAACUUGCUCAACGUCUUCGAUAUUCAAUUUAGUUGCCAUUUCUAUAGAUAGAUACAUAGCCGUUACGCAACCAAUCAAAUACGCCAAACACAAAAACAACAGGAGAAUAUGGCUGACCAUAGCCUUAGUAUGGGUGAUAUCGGCGGCAAUCGGUUCGCCCAUAGUCUUAGGCCUCAACAACACGCCGGACAGGAUAGGAGACGCCUGCCUAUUUUUCAACAGUGAUUUUAUUCUUUUUUCUAGUUUAUCCUCGUUUUAUAUUCCUUGUAUAAUCAUGGUCUUCCUGUAUUAUAAUAUUUUUAAGGCACUUAAGACGCGAGCAAUGCAACAAAGGGCGGCGCGUAGGCCGCACUUGAGCGAAAUUAAAGCUGGUUCUGUGAUAGAAAAUUUGGCCAAUACACGAAGAUUAGCCGAAACCCAUUUAGGACCGACUCCCGUCGAAGAACUGGCCACCAAUACGGGUUCGGGUUCCGGAGACGAAGACGACGAAAUUGUCGAAGCCGAUUGUCAAGUGAUAUCCAACGAUAGAAGUACCGAGUUUAUUUUGGCGACUGUCGUCGAAGAAGCAGCAAUAUCUAGUGUUGUAGCAAGCCUGGCAACUCCGAAUAAUUUGGGAGAUCCAAAUGGAAACAACGAUUCUGGUUACGCACACAGUCAUGCUGAAAGUAUAGCACCCGAUAGUCCUAGAAUCUUUGGUAGAAAUAUUACAUCAAAGAAAAAUGGAGCUACAACGGACACAGAGUUAAGGACCGUGGCCACGUUGAACUCAAGAACGGCCAGCAUGAGAUCGAUAGGGUCGAAAAAGGAGAAAAAAGCGACGGCCGCGGCGAGAUUCACAAUUUACAAAGUAAACAAGGCCAGUAGGAAAAAACGAGAGAAAUCGUCGGCGAAAAAGGAGAGGAAAGCGACGAAAACGUUGGCCAUCGUCUUAGGAGUGUUCCUGAUUUGUUGGGUGCCGUUUUUCACGUGCAACAUCCUGGACGCCAUGUGCAGCAAGCUGAACUUUCCCUGCAAUCCGGGCGUUUCGGCCUUUUUGCUCACCACGUGGCUGGGAUACAUGAACAGUUUCGUUAAUCCCGUUAUUUAUACGAUUUUCAAUCCGGAGUUUCGGAAGGCGUUCAAAAAACUUAUGUCCAUAGGACCGUAGAAAAUAGUAGAGCGAGCCAAAGCUGUGCCAAAAUUUUACCAAAUUAAGUUGCCAAAUAUUCGUUUUGUACAUAAAAUAAUGAUGGGUUUCACAAAUAUUUGACGAAUUUAAUGAAACUACAUAUCAAAUUUAGACAUUUUUAAUUCAGCUUUACUAUAAGGAUAAUAAUAAUUAUCAUUGACAAAAAUUUAUUUGGAUCUCAUAUCAAAAUUUGGCAAAAUUUUUGAGUUUUUUUUUUUUAAUUAUCUUCCUGUGUCAUGUGAGUGAUUGCUUUUUAAGAAAAAAAAGUUAUUCCUAAUAUUUAGGGAUAGUUUUUCGUUUUUCUGCAACCAAAAUGUACAAAAUUAUAUGCAACUGAAUUCGCUUGAAACAAAAAAGUACGAUAGAAAUCAAAAAUCUCUUAAAUUUAAGCUGUUUUAGUACAAUAUUUAAAAAAAUCUUUGUGUAUCUAUGUAAAUAAAUAAUGUACAUAUCAAAAUUCUAGAUAAUGUGUUUAACAGGGUAUAUUAGUUUUUCAUCUUUUUGCACAUUAAAUCCUUAUACUUUUUGAAAAUUGAAAUAUGUAAUAAUAAUGUAAAUAUAAUAAUUGGUGUAUUGUAUAUUAUCAAAAAAAUGUUCAGUAUUAAAACAAUUCAAAAUAAAUGUAACAUAGUUAUAUUUAGGUGAUACAAAUUCUAGAUUAUAUAUUUCGUUGGUAAAAACCAUGUAAUUGAGCCCUCAAUUUUGUCAACGAAUUAUACCAAAGUUAAAAUUAGAAUAAUUUCAAAAAUUAUAGAUUCAAAAACGACAAAGGGUACCUACAUACAUGGUGUUACAAUUUCGGGAUACAGGGUCGGUUAAAUUGGGGCAAACAUUUCGAAAUUUGGAAAAUUCUCAUUUGUAGACAUAUAAAAAUAAAUAAAUCGAUUUAAUUAUUAACUACUUGCCAGAAAAUAUUGAGUUUGACAAAAACAAAUUUAUGAAGAAAAUAUUAUGUUGAGAAAGAUGUGUGGUAUCUCCAUGCAAAUUAACAUACUUUUUUUUAUCAAAAUAGGUCGAUCAUUUUAUCGAUUUUUUUGAUAAACCAUUGCAUUACGGAAGUCAAAAACUAACAAAGAACUGAAUAAAAAAUCCAGAGCCGUAUAAAAAUAAAGUUGAUGAUGGUGGCUCCAAGACGAAUCAUCGGAUUUCAAAUUUGAUCAUGCCAUAUUGUAGAGGAGAAACAGUGGAAAUGAAUGAAAUGUUGAUAUCUCCGGAAGUAUUCGGAAUUUUCCAAAUUUCGAAACGGUAUUUUUGUGAACAAGAAAUUGUGUAAUUUUGUCCCAAUUUAACCCACCCUGUAUGUUUUAUAAUUAUAGAGAUCCCCAUACUUACUCGCGAAUUUUUAACACUUUGUAUAUGGAGGCUUGAUAUUAUUCCACAGAGUGAUUUUUUUUUUGUUCUAAAUGCUAAAAAUUAUUUUCGUUUCAAGGAACUGGGAAUUUUUAGGAAAGUUGGAGUUUUCAUUUUAUCGGAAUAAGGGAUAGUAAAAAGGCAAGAAGAAAAUCUUAUAUUCUUCAAGUCUAAAGAAGACGAAUUGGGAGGAAAGCUACUGGAUCAUAACUUUGUUUCAAAGGAUUUCAAGGUGUUAAAAACAAGUAAUUUAAUUUCAAAAUUCAAAAAAUUCACACUGUAAAGACAAUAAUUCAAGAAAACUUUAAAGCAAUAUAAACUCCUUUUUGAAUCUAAUAAUUUAAAAAAAUAAAACCUUUAGAUCUUUAAAUAACUCUACGCUUACUAUUGUAAUAUUGCUAACAACUACAAGAAUAAAAACCCUCUUUUAGGAUGCAUUAAAAUUAAAGUUAACAAUAAAGCUGUUUCGUAAUAAAACGGAGUUUCAUUAAAUUUCCAAUGACAGGUAUCUAUAAGACAUGUUGAUUCAAGAAAACUCCAUUUAAUAUUUCACAGGAAGCUCCAGCUGUCCAUAAUGUAUCGAAUUUAUCUUUUUCUCGAAGGGCUACUGAA
Messenger RNA from Ceutorhynchus assimilis (cabbage seed weevil), 3888 nucleotides. The record is from the annotation of a GenBank genome assembly. NCBI's taxonomy places the organism in Eukaryota, Metazoa, Arthropoda, Insecta, Coleoptera, Curculionidae.